UCACGGUGCAUUUGCAAUAAUGACGUAUGCGACGAGUAUCAUGACGCAAGUUGGUGUCUCCGUCAAUCCAGAACUGCAAAGUCUUUUAGUGCCGCUUUGUCUGUUAUGUGGUUCAGUUGCACCGAUACUUUUUGUGGACAGGACAGGAAGAAAGCCGCUGCUUAUAGGGGCAUUUUCAGUGAGCGCGGUGUCACUUAGCUGCCUGGCGUCGGCGCUGCUGGUGCAGCGGAGCGGUGUAGUGGUCCCGAGCUGGGUGCCCGUAGUGACGAUCGCGGCUGCGGUCUUCAGCUACUCAGCGGGAGUGGUGCCGAUACCCAAUAUCAUUAUUAACGACAUGUUCCAAUUUCAAGUGCGUGGAAAGAUAAUUGGCCUCAUCCUCAUGGUGUACUGGGGUUGCACAUCCCUGCAAGUACUUGUACUUGUGUAAGUGCUUGUACUAAUAUUCAUCCCAGAGACCAAAAGGCAAGACUACAGAACAGAUAGAAGACAUUCUGGCUGGCAAAAGAAGUGGCAAUACCCUUGAAACUACCAGCUCAUGAAAUAAGUGAUCGUUCCCCUGAAAAAUUGCAGUCAUGAACAACAUCAUCAAGCUCUUACACUCUUCAAAGUGAUAUUGAAAAUGAGAGUUUUUCUCUCACAUACUAACACCCUGCCGAAUAAAAAUUUUAAUUAAAUACAAUUAAAUACUCGUUGAACAGUGUUUCAAAAUGACGUUUAGUAUAAAAUAAGUAUAAAUUCUUUUUAAAACUUUGUAACUUUUUGUUAUUAAGGGGGUGUGUGCAAACAUCACAAAUUAGUGUGAAUAAAUUAAUGAUUUAACUUUUUAAGACAGUUUAUUAAUAUUAGUAAUUAAUAUUCUUUGUUUUAUAAAUAUACGAAUGCAAACUGAC
Ostrinia nubilalis (European corn borer) is the source of this 890-nucleotide messenger RNA. Its product is annotated as facilitated trehalose transporter Tret1-like. Gene Ontology annotation, cellular component: membrane. The record is from RefSeq and is a predicted model, not a curated record. The transcript has 3 exons. Gene Ontology annotation, molecular function: transmembrane transporter activity. Gene Ontology annotation, biological process: transmembrane transport. Lineage: Eukaryota; Metazoa; Arthropoda; Insecta; Lepidoptera; Crambidae. Bases 20 to 427 code for a protein of 135 amino acids.